Messenger RNA from Plasmopara halstedii, 1248 nucleotides. Its product is annotated as aspartyl protease family. The transcript has 4 exons. Gene Ontology annotation, molecular function: aspartic-type endopeptidase activity. Gene Ontology annotation, biological process: proteolysis. NCBI's taxonomy places the organism in Eukaryota, Oomycota, Peronosporomycetes, Peronosporales, Peronosporaceae. Bases 1 to 1248 code for a protein of 415 amino acids. The record is from RefSeq and is a predicted model, not a curated record.
AUGCGAGUAUCUUUAAUGCCUUUGUUCGCGCUAUUGAAUUCGAAAAGUGCAGCAGAUGUCGAGCCACUCCGCGUGUCGUUAUCCAGACGUAUACCGUCUAUCACCGCCUUACCCAGUAAAGCUGUCACAAACCAUGUUAGUCUCAAUACAACACUUGCAGCAUUUAAACUUGUCACCCAAGAUGCCGCACAACCUCCGCUGCCCCGUGGAAAGCGUGUUCGAAUGCAAAACUUUGGUAAUGUCCAGUAUAUCGGUUCUGUGGGCUUUGGUAAUCCACCACAAUAUCUGGACGUGGUGUUCGACACUGGAUCAAGCGAUACGUGGAUUCCCGGCACUAACUGCGACAGUUGUGGUUCACAUCACCAAUUUAACUCACAACAAUCUACAACGUUCUUGAACACGGCAAAGAAAUUCUAUGAUGUUUAUGGAAGUGGGUCAGUAACGGGCACCGUAGUGUUAGAUACUGUGACUAUCUCGGAGCUCACAGUAACAAAUGCACGAUUUGGAGUGAUUGAACAUGAAAGCGACAGACUUCAGGGGUUUCUAGCUGAUGGGAUUUUUGGACUAGGAUUCGAGGGUCUCGCACACAUCAGUCGUCCCACAGUCUUUGCGGCACUUGCAGUGAGUUGCAUAUUGGGGGGAACGUCUUUGAUCAGUAUUCCAGCCACACAAUUUGAUCAAAUAGUGAAAAAAAUUACACAUGGACUCAAUUGUGACGGCAUUGACUGCGUUGGUGUGGGUGCCGCAAAUUUUCCUGUCCUCGAAUUUGGCAUGGAGCCGGAUAAUAUCUUCUUACUCCAACCAGAAGAUUAUGUAUUUUGUUCAGACUGGGGGGAGUGCACAUUGCAAAUUCAAUCUACUACAGACGAAUGGUGGAUCCUGGGUGAUGUCUUUAUCAAAACAUACUAUACGUUAUUUGAUGCCGAGCGUAUGCGCAUUGGCUUUGCUUGCAAUGGUGAUGUAUGCCAAGGUGGACGUGGCAACAUCUAUGGUGACAAUGGUGAAGGUAGUGCAUUUGUUGCAUGGGAACAUGCUUUUCUGUUAAGCUCGUGCUUUGCUGCCGCGUGCAUGUUCCUGUUCGUGUUCUUGCUUAAUCAGCAAGGCGAGGAGUCUCAGGACAUUGACCUACGGUACCCACCACAGAUUUUCCAUUUGCAUGAUCCAAAGCGACCACUACUUUAUGAUGAAGGAGAAUCACAACGUUACUACGCUAGUUCUCCAUCCUCUAUCACGGCGGUAGUGAGGUAA